AUGUCUCGACGUGCUACGCCGGGUCAAGCAGCACAGAACUCCCAGGUCAUCAAGAGCCUGUUGAAGUUGGAGUGCAAUAAAAUAUGUGCUGAUUGCAAACGCAACAAGCAUCCGCGAUGGGCAUCAUGGAACCUCGGUAUCUUUAUUUGCAUUCGGUGCUCCGGUAUUCACCGUGGCAUGGGCACGCACAUUAGCAGGGUCAAGUCUGUUGAUCUUGAUGCCUGGACGGACGAACAACUGCAGAGUGUGGUUCGCUGGGGCAAUGGGCGAGCGAACAAGUAUUGGGAGGCCAAAUUGGCACAGGGACAUGUUCCUUCCGAAUCUAAGAUCGAGAAUUUUAUUCGAACAAAGUACGAGGCCAAGCGCUGGGUGAUGGAUGGGGGAAUGCCGGACCCAUCAACAUUGGACGAUGGCGGCGACGAUGAUGUGCCUCUUGCUGUUGUCCAGGAAAAGGCCAAGAUCGAGCGAUCUGCAUCACAGCGGAUCGCGCCCCCGAGUCGAGCCUCGGCGCCUCGUCAACAACAACCCCAAGUCGACUUGUUUGGAGAUGAUUUCAUUGCGGCUCCCCCUCGUCCGAGCACGACCGAGCCUACCGCUCGCGCCCCUCCGCCUCCUAGACAAGCACAACCACCGGCGCAGCAAAAGACACACAAGCCCGCGGACUCCUUACUCGGUCUCGAUUUCUUCGGCAGCGCACAGCCUGCGCCUGGCAGCCGCCCGUCUAGCACGGCUUCGACACCAGCAACAUCGAGUGGAAUGUCUCGUCCAGAUCUGAAGCAGUCGAUCUUGUCCUUGUAUUCGAAGCCGCAGCCGGCUCCCACCCCGCAUGCGCGCAACAAUUCCUUUGGCGACCUGGCCUCUCCGGCGGCCUCUACAUCAUCGAACAUGGGUGGUCUAACGGAUGCCUUCAGUGGACUAAGUUUCCCGACAACCACAUCCCCUCCCCCGUUGAAGCCAGCGGAAAAGCCUUCCCCGUUCGCCAAUCUUACCAGUUUCUCCAACUCAAAGUCAACUCCUGCGGCGCCCCGUAUGACCUCGCCUUCCGGCUCGGCCAGUGGCGAUCUGUUUGAUAAUUUGACCUCACCCACGCUAUCCGCACACAAGCCCCCAUCGCGUAAUGCCUCCGUCUCCAGUGGUGGCCAGGACUUUGGCUUUGGUGGCUUCUCCUCGGCCACGAAAACCUCAGUCAAGCCCAAUCCCCCCUCUUCUUCUCUAUCCAAUGAUCUUUUUGGGCUUUCAUCGCCACCUCUUGCCCCUACUGCAUCUGCCGCGCCUCCUAGACCCUCUGUCUCUUCCCCUCAGCAGGAGAUGAGCUCUGCGUUCAAUCUAUCCAGCGCACCCAUCCAGCCUACUGCGCAGUCCAAACCUGCUGCCCAUGCAGCACCCGCAGUGUCUGCAGUGAACGCUAGUGCAAUGAGUGCUAGUAUGGAUCCGUGGGGCAGCAACGCCUGGGGAAGCUCGGACCCUGUUUCCGAGCCCAAGCCGGCGCCAGUUGCACCCUCUACAUCCAACAUGAUGAGCAUUCCCGACACGUUGACCGCAAACGACAUUGGAAGCGGCUGGGGCACUCCAUCCACGUCCAAGCCUACUCCUACGGUUGCCGCCGAUGAAGAUUUUGGUGGGUGGACAAGCGCUGCUCCAGUCUCCUCGGCCACCACUUCCACUGCAACCUCGAAACCGGCUGGCGGGUUUGGAGGCUCGGAUGAUCUCUUUUCGAACGUUUGGGAAUAG
Molecule: messenger RNA, 1731 nt
Organism: Penicillium diatomitis
Lineage: Eukaryota; Fungi; Ascomycota; Eurotiomycetes; Eurotiales; Aspergillaceae
Exons: 5
Coding region: 1-1731 (576 amino acids)
Biological process (GO): endocytosis; intra-Golgi vesicle-mediated transport; endoplasmic reticulum to Golgi vesicle-mediated transport
Cellular component (GO): Golgi apparatus
Molecular function (GO): metal ion binding; GTPase activator activity
Source: RefSeq, a predicted model, not a curated record